UGAUGUCUAUUCUGCUUAUCUGCAGUGGGGUGUAACCAUGGAGAAAGCCAACACCAGUUUCCCCAGUUAUAAUGAAUUAGAUGACUACCUCAACAAACACAACUCCAACUUUGUGUGGCUCCUCGUGGCCACUAUUAUGUCAUGCGGAUGGAUCAUAUACCUGACAUACUACAAUUCCCGUAAUAUUGGACUCGUCCUCACCCUCAUCAUUAACCGUCUCUAUAAGAAUGGAUACAUACACAUUGGUUCAUUUUCAUUCUCUGUGCUGUCUGGCAAGGUCAUGUUUCGAGAUGUUUAUUUCAUCAGUGAAGACAUGUCGAUCAGAAUUCAAGAUGGGUUACUUAUAUUUCGUUGGUGGAAGAUGUACAAUCCCAAACAGAAACAACAUGACCCAAAGGCUGAGACACGGCUCUAUGUCACGCUUAACGGAUUUGAGUUCCAUGUGUAUAAUCGCACGGAUCUGUACACACGGCUACAGGAAAUAUUUGGCCUAGAGCCCACCCUUGUCCCGCCCCACCGGGAUGAGGAGAAAGGGCGAGAGCAGAGAGAAUCCAUGGAGAGUGUUCACAUCAAAGCUGAGACUCCGGACCCGUCAUCUUCCUGGAGGUCUCUCAUCCCCGUCAUCAAAGUCAACAUCAGUACAGUGAGUCGUGUAGCAUUCGGCAAUCACCAUCUUCCCCAAACCCUGUGUAUGAACUUUGACGAUGCCUUCCUGACAUAUGCCACAAAACCACCAAGCAGCCACUUAGAUCAGUUCAUGCACAUUGUGAAGGGUACUCUGGAGAACGUCCGCGUCAUGCUGGUGCCCAGCCCACGAUACCUGGGCCUUCAGAAUGAUGAACCUCCCAGGCUCAUGGGAGAGGGCUUUGUGGUCAUGCAGUCGAAUGAUGUCGACAUCUACUACUACCAGGAUGAACCAGGUUUGGUCCCAGAGGAACUGGAGAAUGGAGAUACAGAAGCCUGUUCUGAAGAUGCCAAGCUACAGGACUUGCCUCCGUGCUGGGGUUUGGACAUUGUGUGUGGCAAAGGAACAGACUUUAACUAUGGCCCAUGGGCCGACAGACAGAGAGACAGCCUGUGGAAGUUCUUCCUGCCUGCAGACUAUCAGCAAAUGAAAGUGAGCGAUGUUGCCACACCAGGCAAACCCCGAAAGAUCCUUGCGUUUGAGCUGCGUAUGAACAUCAUAGCUGAUGCGACAAUAGACCUGCUAUUCACAAAGAACAGGGAGACUAAUGCGGUCCAUGUGAAUGUAGGAGCAGGUUCUUACCUCGAGGUCAACAUACCCAUGACUGUUGGGGAGAAUGGUUAUUCUCCCACUGUUAAAGGCCAGUUAUUACAUAUAGAUGCAACCAGCAGUAUGCUGUACAGGACACUGCUAGAGGCUGAAAUGCUUGCUUUCUACGUCAUAGCCAGCUAUCCACGCGUUUGGAAUAUGCCUCAGUCCUGGCAGUGUGAGAUUGAGGUUUACAAAGCCACGUACCACUUCAUCUAUGCACAGAAGAACUUCUUCACGGAUCUGAUCAAGGACUGGGCCAGCGACAGUGAACCGGACAUCUACUCAUUCGUUCCAUAUUCAUGGAAGUUUAAGAUACUCUUUCACCAGUUUGAGAUGAUUUGGGCUGCCAAUCAACACAACUGGAUUGACUGCUCCACCAAACAGCAGGAGAACGUUUAUCUUGCUGCCUGUGGGGAAACGCUGAAUAUUGACUUCACUUUGCCAUUUAACGAUUUUGUCCCGACCACCUGUAACACACGUUUCUGUUUGAGAGCUGAGGACACAGAUAUGCGCCUGUGUCUGCCUGACUGUCACCCCAGCCGGUACCCGCUGCUCACCCUCACUAAAGAUUACCAGCACUGUAAGACCCAUCCAGACAACAAAAUGCCAGCAGAAGGGCAAGGAGCACCUCCCAAAAACAGCAAAGCCCGCUGGAGGAACAUGACUAAUGCAGAGGCUGGUUGGGUGGACUGCUGGAGUGUGCCGAACUUCAUGCUCAUUAUAGACUAUACUUGGCAUCCCAUCUACCCUCAGAAAACUGAACAGCAGCUCAAACAAUCAUUGUCAGAGAUAGAGGAGUCCAUGCUGUCUGCACUGCGACCGCCAGAACACCCUCGACCCCUGCCUCCUCCACCUCGAAUCUCCUCUGACCCCAGUUUGCUGCCCCCUGACCGCUUACAUGUGGAGAUGGAGCUGAGCCCCGAAUCCCACGUCACCCUUUAUGGCCCUCUCCUCAGAGCACUGGUGUCCAUCAAGGAGAACUACUUUGGAGAGGACGACAUGUACACAGACUUUGAGGAGUCUCUAUCCAGCCCUGUGCUGAGCUCCUGCUCUUCUUCAUCUUUUUGGCCUGGGGUGGGUCUGGAGGAGAGCCGCUCUAAAGACACACCCCACCCUCUCUCCCUACGGCCCUGGGACAUCACCGUACUCAUCAAUCUGCACAAAGUCCAUGGGCGGCUUCCAACGCACUGUAGCAGUGAUGGCCCAGAGGGUCCUGCGGGCUUCCUAGAGCGCCUGUGUUUUGAGAUGAAAAAGGGUUAUAAGGAGACCAUGCUACAGCUCGUUCUCUCGCCUCUACAUGUGUUUGUCAGUGAUAACUAUCAGCGGCCUGCUGUUGAUGCUGUGUUGAGAGAUGGACAUCUGAGCCUCUCGGGGUUGCAGAUGAGAGCCCACGCUAUGUUCUCAGCAGAAGGCUUACCAGCGGGCAGUGACACACUGGAAUAUGCUUGGCUCAUCGACGUUCAAGCUGGAGCUCUUACUGGAAGAGUCAGUGUGCCACAGUGCGCGUCGCUUCUGGAGUGGGGCGAGAGCUUUGUGUUUCAUGUAGUGUCCCGAGAGUUUCAGCUCCAGCAGCCAAAACCAUCUGUCACCUGCCAACAUGGAGUUGAUCGUAGAGUCUGUGAUGCCAAGCAUGCAGCCCUGCCUGGUCCCUGUCGUACAUCAGAGGAUCUGAAGUACACCAUGACUCGACUAACAGUUGACGGAGCCCAGGUUUUCAUUGUUGAACACGGCUGUGCAGCCAAUAUUAAGACCGGAGCCUUGCGGUUGGCCACAUGUAAUUUGCAUACAGCUGCUGUCGGCGAAGGCAUCAGUGCCGUUCUGCAAGACGUAGUGAUCGCUCAAUUCAUCGAACAACAGGAAGUUGCCCGGCUUGGCCUGCCUCCACCCCUCCUUCGGCGUUCUCAUUGGCUCGAAGCCGGUUCGGUGACCUUUAACCUCAUCACGGCUGAUGUGGCAUUGGCUGCUGACCAUCAAGCCAAAUAUGAGGUUCAGAGGCAGUUCCUGGAGCUUCAUGACAUGAAAACAAAAAGACUUUGGUUCCUUUGGCCUGAGGACAAAUACAAGCGAAGCCGUAAUCGCUGUGGUUGUCUUGGUGGAUGUCGUUUUUUUGCCGGCUCGGGUGGUGGCCUGGACUUCUUCCGCUUGGAGGAAAUUACACCCUCUUCAAGCUCCGCCUUCUCUAGCAUCAUUGCAGAGAGUGACAUGUCCUACGGCCAAUCAUUAUUACAUCCAGGAGAAUGGAUCAUCACUAAGGAAACUCCUAAACUCUCAGACUCUAAAGGUGUUGCUAUACGGAGAGAAACGUGUUCCCCUGCUCCGAUAGUGGACUUGGAGAAACGUGGCCAGCACCUCAGUCUGCAUGUACCUCAGCGCUCCCACAGCUCUGCCUCUUCCUCUGAGGAAAACUCUUCCUCCAGUGCUGCUCUGCCUCUGUUAGCUGGAGAACGAGAGAGUCCCUCCCCCUCUACAGAGUUAAUGAACGUAACCACUGACGGUCCAAUUCCUGAGGGUCCACCCUUGCGCUCUCCACUCCGCUCUCCUCUCAAGCGCCAGUCAUCUGUCCAAUCAGCUCGCCUUGGCAGCACCAAGAGCCUAUCAGCUGCCGUCUUCAUAGAGAAAGCCACUCCUCCUACUAGUGUGCAGUUUAGCAGCGAGGUUUCCCGUAGCGAUGAGAAUGUUCUGGACUCGCCAAGGCAGAGAAGAAGCUACGGGUCAUUUCCUUUCACUCCAUCAGCGGAUUCUAGCACAUUCCAUCAGUACCGCUCAGCCGACUCCUCCAUGUCUGUGGCUGACAGUGAAGCCUAUUUUAGCGCUAACGAGGAGUUUGAGCCAAUCAGUAGCGAUGAAGGUCCAGGUACCUAUCCAGGGAGGAAACGCAGACGGAGACAGGGUCAACCUCACACAGAACACAGUCGUACAUCUAUAUACCACAGUGUGGAAGGUCCUCUGUCAAUUGCUGAGACCCGUCCACCUCUGCUGCCUAGCCACACUUCUCAAGCCUCAUUUGUCUCUGCACUCGGAUUGGAGGAAGAGGGCUCUAUUGAAACAGAAAAGGUAGAGCCUGGCCUCCUGACAACACAGCCACAUUUAAUGGCUUUAUACCAAAACUACCUUGCACAUUAUCAUGUUUCAAACUGGGCUGUUAAGCAACCAACCAAUAAGAGAACAUCUAAGUCAUCGCUGCAUCGUCCGCUUGACCUUGACACACCUACAAGUGAGGAGAGCUCCGCCUCCUUUGACCACUUGUCCAUACCGUCUUUUAAGAUGGUGAAGGGUGGUUUGUCUGCCACCUCACUAUUGGACAGAGGAGUUCGGCUCAUGAGUAAUAUAAACAGCACACCUUACACACCACUUAACAAGCAGGCAGUGGACAACACGGAUGAGGACACUGUGACAGAGGACUGGACUGCUGAUCAGCCUCUUGCCCAGACGAGAACCACAGCCAUUGUAGAGGUCAAAGGGGCAGUCAAUGUGGUUCUGACUCCUUUAGUAGCUGAAGCUCUAGACAGGUACAUUGAGUCGAUGGCUCACUUUGCCAGUAUUCGCCACCCUGCAUCAAUCCUGGAUGAUCUGCAUGGAAAAGUGCUUAAUGAAGUGUAUCAGAUCAGCAAAUCCACUGUCUCUGAGUCUAGCACAGCAAAGCCAGAGCACAAAAUAUCUAAAACAGAGGGAACCACCCCUGGGUCUCUGAGCACGCCGCAUGGACAAACUGAUCUGUCAAUCAAACCUGACAAUGUGAAGAUAAAGGGUUUGCAAGCUAAUGUGACUGUCCCAAAGGUGAACCUUUGUGUACUUCAGGCAUCUGUAGAAGAAGGUUCACCAUCCAAUAAGAGUGUCACACAUGUCUCUCUAGUGGCCUUGUGUUUUGACCGGAUUGCUACUCAGUUGCGCAUGAAUAGGGGCAUAGUGGAGGAGACAGAAAAGCCCUCUGUUAUGAUGGAGAAGUUUUCAUCUGCAUCUAAGAUGGCACCUCAGUCAAGCGGUUCUCUCCGCUCUAAUGCUGGGAUUGAGAAGGGCAAGGAGAUCGCAGCCAGACUCAACAUACACCGCAUACACAGCCAACUUCGUGGCCUGGACUCAUCAGACCUUGGAGCUUGUGCCAUCACUGCCAUUCCUUUUGAGAAGUCUAAGGUUCUCUUCAGUUUGGAGGAAGCUGAUGACUUUGUUUUAGUGGAUGAGACCCAGCCCUCUAUCUCCACUGAACAUGUCCCAGAACGCACCCCUGACCACGCUCGCUCUGGCGCCAGUCCUGAGAAAUGGGGUUGGAUCAUGUUUGAAUGUGGGAUUGAGAACCUCACUGUCAAAGGUGGGAGGCAGUCAGGAGCCGUUCUAUACAGUACUUUUGGGGUGAUGGGCGGGGCUGACAGCGGUGUCAGGGAUGGAGUCUCAAAAUCAAAUGAUUCUAGUGGUUCUCAGACAGGAAGUGGCUACAGCACUGAUGUAUCUGACGAUAACCUACCCAAUGAUGCGCAGAGCCCUGCUUCUGAACCCAACAACAAUUCAGACUCUGACGAACAGGAUGAGGGAGUGGAGUCAGAUGAUCUGAAAAAGGACCUGCCCCUCUUGCCUCCUCCUCCUGACUCCAGCAGUAUGAAGCUGACGAUAAAGGAGAUCUGGUUCAGCUUUGCUGCACCAACCAACAUCCGUUCUCACGCUCCAGCCAUGUCAAGGCAGCUGAAUCUGUUGAGUACUGCGACCCCUGCGGUCGGUGCAUGGUUGGUUCCCAUUGACCAGCUGAAGUCCUCCCUGCAGAAACUAGACAUGGAGGCCACAUUGCGUGUGUGUGCGGUCAUGGGCUGCAUAAUGACUGAGGCCCUGGAGAAAAAGAGUAUUCACAUUCCUUUUCGCAGCAAGUAUAACCGCGUUACAAAGCGAGCCCGAUAUCUUCAUGAGAACCCGUCCUGUUUGCUGUGUAAUAUUCUACAUCGUUACCUGCAGCAGGCUGAUUACAGAACCAUUGAAGAGGCCACCAUGAAUGAUGAACUGCCUGCUCUGGUCACCCUGAGGAAGGGUUUGGUGGCGCUUGCUCGUCAGUGGAUGAAGUUCAUCGUUGUCACACAGGGCUUUAAGGCGGUUGGUUUGCCACGACCCAAUCAGCUUCCUAAGCCCAAAGAGCAGGACCCCAUUGAUCCUGAUCAGACACAAGGGCCAGACUGUGGCACAGCCUUGCAGAGUGACACAAGUGCUGAUGGAGCUGAGUUUGAGUUUGAUGCAGGUAUUGUAAGUGAACAUACAAUGUUGUUAGAAGGAGUAUGUAGUCGUCCAGCUCCCACCGGUAACUCUGCCCCCGUGACUGGAGUCGAGAUCAUGAGAAAACUGUCCAAAUCUCACACACACAGCGAGUCUGCCCUUAGGAUCAAGGGUUCCCACCCCUACCAGUCCCUGAGCUACACGAGUGGAGAUACAGCAGCUGAUUCUCCUGCUCAUGUCAGUCGGACAGGGCUGCAGACCAAUCACAGCCCUCGGAAAGAGUCGUUGCUCAGUUACUUAACAGGAAGCAUCCACAGUCUGCACAACCUCCUUGAAGCCACGCCCCAUCGAGCAAAUGAACAAACCACAGCCAAGAGCAGCUCUCUGACACGUACAGGCAAUAAUGUUGGUGCAGACGUGUUAACAGAACAUCCUCUUCUACCGGAGCCGUUUUCCGUCAGCUUCUACAACUGGAUGUCAAAUGCUGUUGGCAACCGCACAGGCGGCCACGGCCAGGACUCUCCUCUCAACCGCUCUCAGCACAACAGCCUGCAGACCGGAGGAGUCCUCCCCACCAUUCCUUCUGCAUCUGAUUUUAACACUGUACUGUCCAGUGAUCAGAACACACUGGACACACACUCUCAGCACACACACUCCCAGCACAGCACAAGUGAAGAUGACCUGCUUGAUCAAGAUGAGACAAAUCUCUGCCCUGCAGCUGUGCAGCUAGCCGACGCACAGGUUGUUUUUAAGCCUUUGUUGAGUCACAUUGGUAUCCAGCCCCAGGAUGCUCCUCCACUUAGUUACAAGAUGUAUUUUGGGGAGCACCUGUCCUUCAGCGGCACUCUCGAGUGUUUGAGAGCUGACAUUGUCGACUCUGACACCAGCAAAGACAGGAAGAACAAACGAGCACAGAGGCAGGGAGUGAUAAACCCUCCCCCACUCGAUUUCAAGCCUGCCCUGAUGAUUGAGACGUUCAGUUUGAAUGCAGUCAUACUGGAGAAGUGCAUGUCAACCCCUCCCUCUGCCAGCGCGCUGUCCUUCCACGAGCUGAGCCGGAGACCCCAGGCCAGUGUGCACUGCCAUUUUACUCUUGCUUGCCAAGCGAUUCGCCAGCAUGUGGAUAUGGCCCUGGUCCGCCUCAUUCACCAGUUCAGCACGAUGAUCGAUGACAUCAAAGCCACACAGACUGACAUCAAGCUCAACCGCUACACUGCCGGCUCCUCUUCCCCAACGCCCACCAAGGCGCGGCCGUAUCGGGACUUUCGCUCUUCUGAUUUCAGCCGUAGUUCUCGUGGGAGCCUAAAUGGAGCUGCUCGACUGGGCACUCAGAAGGGCAAGCGGACUGUGGUCGGGCCAGGCCUAGACACGCUGACUAGGAAUCGAGAGCCUCGUGGAAGGGGGACACUGGGGCGUUCGGAGCGAAGGACAUCAAAAGUGUCUCGGAAGGGUUCGCGUGAUGUGGCGGACCACAUGACCAUUCAGAUGGAUGACUCAGACUCCAUCACAGUGUCAGAACAGAGCGAGCCGUCGGCCGAGUGCUGGCAGAACAUGUACAAACUUCUUAAUUUCUACUCGCUCAUAUCAGACCCCACAGGCAUCCUGGAGAAGAACCAAGAUAAUGUCCUCUCAGAGGGUGGACGGAGCCCUGCAGAUCCUCCAUGUCAUGUGGUGUAUGAAACUGAAGGCGAGACGCCGCCCAGUCGACUGGGUCGGAGGCGGAGCUUGGUAAGCUCUGAGCCCCAGCAUGUGACACUGAUCGUGUUCGGCGUUGGCAUGGUGAACCGCACACAUCUGGAAGCAGACAUUGGAGGACUGACCAUGGAGGCGGAGCUUAAGAAAAUACAUGGGAGUUUUACUCUAAAGGAGAAAAUGAAGGAUAUUCUCCAUCAGAAAAUGACUGAGACCUGUGCCUCGGCCCAUAUCGGAUGUGUGAACAUUGUGCUUCUGGAAGGAAUCACACCAGACAUACAACUAGAGGAUUUUCCAACCUCACCUACCAGCACAACCAAGCAGGAGUUCCUGACGGUGGUGAAGUGUAACAUUGCAAAGUCCCAGGCUUUAUAUAGCGCACAGCGUGGGCUGAAGACCAAUAACGCUGCCAUAUUUAAAGUGGGUGCAAUCUUCAUCAACAUCCCGCAACACCCUGCAACAUUGCACAGCAUGAUGGUCCGUAGCUCCCACCAGCUUUCAAAACAGAUUUCAGACCUCAUCCGUCAGCCAUCGAACAUCCCCCCGCCCAACCGCGAAGACACGCCUACUCCCCAGCCUUCUGAAGUGAGUGUCAAUCAAACUCCGGUGGAGGCCAUUGAGUUUCCUCAGCUGCCUGAAGGACUGGAAAAGAAGCCAAUCGUGUUGAAAUUCAGUGCUAUGCUGGAUGGGAUCACUAUUGGUGGCCUAUUGCCCUCUCUCAAAGCAGAAUACAAGAUGGGUCGCAUGAAGAGCCAUGGCAUGACAGGUGCUCAGACACGAUUCACUUUUGAACUACCCAAUCAUAAGCUGUGUUUCCAGUCGAAGGUUUCCCCUGUGGAUGUGUCGGCCAUGCCCCCCACUGCCAGCCUGACGCUGCCUCCCGUCACCAUGUCAGGACAGUACAUCAUACAGGAGCACGAGGGGCACAGCGACACUGCCUGGGCCCCAGGAUACAGCAAUUAUCUUCAGGGAAACUACCUGCGCUGUGUAGCUGAGAUUGGAUCUUUCGAACACAACUUGACUACAGAUUUGCUCAAACCAUCUAGUCUUCCUUCAGAAGGUAUUCAUGAAGGAGGUCAAUGAGGU
This is a messenger RNA of Carassius auratus (goldfish), 9244 nucleotides long. RefSeq lists its product as uncharacterized. Gene Ontology annotation, biological process: synaptic vesicle endocytosis. Lineage: Eukaryota; Metazoa; Chordata; Actinopteri; Cypriniformes; Cyprinidae. The record is from RefSeq and is a predicted model, not a curated record.